GCUAUAGCUGUAUGGACGAGGCUCACCUGAUGUGUGAUGUACAAUGCAGUGUACAGUGCUGAGCCAGUGCCCGCUGCUGCUGCCUCAGGAUGUGCACGGCAGGGUGUAUGAUGGAUUCCUCAGUGCCCAGGACAAGGACUUUCGGCUCAGGGUCAUUUUGCCUGCGGAUCUUCAGCUACGAAAUGCAAGAUUGGAAUGCAGUUGGCAGUUGAGAAAAGUUCUGCAUGGAUAUCAACAUAUUGUUAAACAGAGAUUACAGCACAGUUCAGAUCUAUCUAGCUUCAUGGUGGAGCUCAAGUCUAUAUUGGAUGUUGCUCUUAAAAACCCAAAUUCAUUGGAAGCUUCACCUGCUCCUCAUUAUUAUGCUUGCCUUGUGAAGGACAUUGAUAAUUUGGGAUGGGAUAAGCUAUUAUUUGUUGACAAUGAGUUCAGUACCCUCAAGCUGAAAAUAGAAGAUUCUACAGCUCGAGAGCAUGUCAUCACUGUAAAGUUGGGAGCUAGAUAUCCAUACAAGACUCCAGACUGCAGUAUUGACUUGCCAGUACCAUUUUCCGUCUCAUGGACACCACAGAGCAAUUUACAAGAUAUCGUCAACCAAGCUUUGUCAGCAUUGGAGGCAUUAAAAUUGUUUUGGGAUACUUUGGAUGAAAUUGACCAGAAGACCUGGGUGCUAGAACCAGAAAAGCCCUCAAGAAGUGCCACUAUGAGAAGGAUAGCCAUAGGCAACAAUGUGUCCAUUACCAUUGACGUGGAUCCAAAACAUCCCACAAUGCUUCCUGAAUGCUACUUUCUUGGAGCUGACCACGUGGUACAACCUUUGAAAGAAAAACUUAACAGCAACAUACAUUUAUGGGAUCCAGAAGUUGGUUUGCUACAAAACCUGAAGGAUGUGUUAGAAACAGAAUUUCCAUCAAGAACUGAUUUUCAGAAAUCUUGGUUAAACUCAUUGCCGUCAAGCAGACAAAGCUUUAAUAUUAUAUAUGGAGAAUGUCCUUACUGCAGCAAGCCCAUCACUCUGAAGCUGCUUAACAAAACAUUCUGAAGCUGGCAUCCCCAUUCUGCCGGAUAAGGAGGACAAGUGUGUUUAUUUCAAGCCAUUUAUUGCCAAGUAGAUCAUUAGUAAAAGGAUUGGAAUUGUGAGUCCAUAUUUAUAGAUGUCUUUCCAGUCCUGGUGCUGAGAUUUCUGGUCCUCUAAAGAAG
Nanorana parkeri is the source of this 1200-nucleotide messenger RNA. RefSeq names its product Fanconi anemia complementation group L (gene FANCL). Gene Ontology annotation, biological process: protein monoubiquitination; interstrand cross-link repair. Gene Ontology annotation, cellular component: Fanconi anaemia nuclear complex; nucleus. The record is from RefSeq and is a predicted model, not a curated record. Gene Ontology annotation, molecular function: ubiquitin protein ligase activity. Lineage: Eukaryota; Metazoa; Chordata; Amphibia; Anura; Dicroglossidae. The transcript has 13 exons. The coding region runs from base 44 to 1042 and encodes 332 amino acids.